This is a messenger RNA of Colletotrichum truncatum, 3183 nucleotides long. NCBI's taxonomy places the organism in Eukaryota, Fungi, Ascomycota, Sordariomycetes, Glomerellales, Glomerellaceae. The record is from RefSeq and is a predicted model, not a curated record.
AUGAUCGACAGCGGAGCCCAAGGAAACUUCAUAUCACCAAGAACGGUGAAUGAAAGAAAGAUAACCUGGAAAAGAAAAGCAGCCGAAGACUGCUACGAACUCAGCACCGUUGAAGGAGAACAAGUCCAGUACGGCGGAGGACGCAUUGCUAUGGAGACAGCGCAACUCCCUUUGCAGAUCCAUGGCCGGAAUGAGCGACUGAACUUCGAUAUUACGGAGAUAGGAGACAAGUACGAUGUCAUCCUUAGAAGACCAUGGUUAUACGACAUCACUGAGAAGCAACCACGGAACGGUGCCUCAAACGAACCUCUCAAGACUCCUGAAGCGAAGAGAUUUCUAGCAUACCUACGGAUAAAGGAUGCAAACGCCAGGACGUUAUCAGCAACAGACAUCGGCAAGGAAGACCGACUUCUGUCUAUCCCAGAAGAAUACCGGCAAUACCAGAAGCUAUUCGCCGAAGAACUCGAGACCGGACUCCCGGAACACAGCAACUACGACCACGAGAUACCCCUUAAGGAAGGGAAGGAGCCAAAGCUAGAAGCAAUCUACGGACUCAACCAGAAAGAAAUGGAAGCACUCGACGCUUACCUCAAAGAAAAUCUACAGAAGGGAUAUAUCAGACCCUCUACAUCACCAGCGGGAUACCCAAUCCUGUUCGUACCAAAAAAGAACGGCAAACUACGACUCUGCGUCGACUACCGGAAACUCAACGACAUUACGAUCAAGAACUGCUACCCACUACCGCUCAUCUCCGAACUACGAGACCUGUUGCACGGAGCACAGUGGUUUACAGCACUCGACCUAAAAGGAGCCUAUAACCUGAUCCGGAUUAAAUCAGGUGAAGAAUGGAAGACAGCGUUUCGAACACGCCGAGGACAUUACGAGUACCUUGUGAUGCCCUUCGGACUCACCAACGCACCCGCGACAUUCCAGACGAUGAUCAACCACGUCUUACGAGAAUUUCUAGAUGUGUUCGUCGUAGUUUACCUCGACGAUAUCCUAAUCUUCUCCAAGACUCUGGAAGACCAUAAAAAACACGUACACCAAGUACUGCGGAAACUGCAAGACGCCAAACUCCUAGUGGAACCCGAGAAGAGCAAGUUUCACGCCAAAGAAGUCGAAUUCCUAGGUUUUACGAUAGCCCCAGGAAUCCUCAAAAUGUCCAAAGACAAAAUCGCAGCAGUACGAGACUGGCCUACACCACAGAACGUUAAGGACAAAAAUGUUCCCUGGCAAUGGGAAGAAGAACAAGAACAAGCCUUCAACGAGAUCAAACAACAAGUCACAUCGGAACUAAUACUUGUUAUACCAAACCCCGAGAAACCAUUCGAAGUCGAGACCGACUCCUCAGACUACGCUAUAGGAGGACAACUAGGCCAACGAGACGACGAAGGACGACUACGCCCUUGCGCCUUCUUCUCACGCAAGUUACACGGCCCAGAACUCAACUACCAGAUAUACGACAAGGAACUUAUGGCAAUUAUCGAGGCAUUCAAAGAAUGGAGACCGCAACUCUCAGGAACCAAGUACGAGGUCAAAGUAUAUACCGACCACAAGAACCUUGCACACUUCACCACAUCGAAAGAUCUUAACAAACGACAAAUUCGAUGGUCCGAAUUCUUGUCAGAAUUCAAUUUCAGAAUCAUCUACCGGAAGGGCAAGGAGAACGGCAGGGCCGACGCCCUCAGCCGACGACCGGACCACAAGGUCCAGGUACCUGAGGAAACCCGAGUUAUCCUCAAAACAGACAAAAACGGAGACCUUGUGCCAGCAGCCAGACUCUUAAUGAUGGCCAGAAGAGACAGUACCAGCACGCCUGGAAGGAUGUCUCCUGAAGCCAUUAGGGAGAUACACUCCGCACCCGCACAUAGUCACCAAGGCGUAACCAAAACGUGGAAACGCAUCCGUCAACACUACGACAAAACGGCUACACGACAAGAAGUAUCUUUAGCGAUUAAGGACUGUGAGGUUUGCGCAAAAAGCAAACCCAGCCGACAUCAGCCUUAUGGAAAGAUACAGCCGCUCCCAGUGCCGCAAACCGCAUGGGAAUCCAUCUCGCUGGACUUCGUCACUAAGUUACCUAAGUCCCGAGAACCGAUGACCAACGUCCACUACGACAGUGUCCUCGUCAUCGUCGACAGACUCACAAAGUACUCAUACUUCAUUCCGUACAUGGAGUCAAGCACUGCAGAAGACCUCGCCUACAAGUUUCUGCAGGUGAUCGUAAGCCAACACGGAAUGCCGAAGGAAAUCGUAUCCGACAGAGACAAGCUGUUCACUUCCAAGUUUUGGAGAUCCCUGAUCUCGCAGCUAGGAUCUGACCACAAGAUGUCCACCGCUUUCCAUCCGCAAACCGAUGGCCAGACAGAACGAAUCAAUCAGAUCAUGGAAACCUACCUACGCUGCUACUUCGCCUACAACAGCGCAGUAGGAGAAAGUACAAAAGAAUCACCAUUCUACUUGAACUACGGAUUCAACCCGACAGCCUAUGGACAACCCCGACAAGGCCCAACAGCUCUGAAAGCUGUGGCAGAUAUCAACAAACUCAAGGAAAUCCAACGAGAUCUUCCCAGAGACCUUGAAUUUGUGCGCGAACGCAUGCGCAAAUACGCUGACAAGACAAGAGUUGAGGGACCAACUCUAAAGGAGGGGGAUAGCGCAUACCUUCUCCGCCGGAACAUCAAAACAAAACGACCAAGCGAUAAGUUAGACUUCAAGAAACUUAGACCCUUCGAAAUCACGAAGAAGGUAUCCAACGUCAACUUCAAACUCGCACUACCAGACACUAUGAAGUGUCAUCCAGUUUUUCAUAUUUCACUUCUCGAGCCAGCACCAAAAGGAUCACGAACUAUAGACCACAUCGAAGUCGACCCGGAACAGGACUACAAGGUCGAAAGGAUCCUCGAUCACAUCGAUCAGCACGAUGACACAGAAAUACAAUACCUAAUCAAGUGGAAAAACUACGGACACGAAGAAAACACAUGGGAACCCGCAUCAAACUUGGAGCACGCACAAGAGGAACUUCAAGAAUACUGGACGCAAUGGGAAACACGACAGCACGCCAAAGUCAUGCAAAGACCAACACACAACCCUCGCGUCAGAAACCCUCAACCUAAGUUUCGACCAACCAAGAAACCCCAGGGCAACAAAAUUCUUCGCCUAGGAACACCUAGCCCUGAGUAG